Tauraco erythrolophus (red-crested turaco) is the source of this 407-nucleotide messenger RNA. NCBI's taxonomy places the organism in Eukaryota, Metazoa, Chordata, Aves, Musophagiformes, Musophagidae. The record is from RefSeq and is a predicted model, not a curated record.
ACAACAGCGAGUACAUGAGGAAUGGAGACUUCUUACCCACGCGCCUGCAAGCCCAGCAGGACGCCGUCAACAUCGUGUGCCACUCGAAAACCCGCAGCAACCCCGAGAACAACGUGGGGCUCAUCACCUUGGCCAACAACUGUGAAGUGCUGACCACGCUCACUCCAGACACGGGCCGGAUCCUCUCCAAGCUGCACACGGUGCAACCCAAAGGGAAAAUCACCUUCUGCACAGGGAUCAGAGUCGCUCACCUGGCGUUGAAGCAUCGCCAAGGCAAGAACCACAAGAUGCGGAUCAUCGCCUUCGUCGGGAGCCCCGUGGAAGACAACGAGAAAGACCUGGUGAAACUGGCAAAGCGUCUGAAGAAAGAGAAGGUCAACGUUGAUAUCAUCAAUUUUGGAGAAGAG